GAUGAAAUACAGCUAGCCUAUACUGGCCGUAACUGCGAUCAUUCUGUUGCCUUUUCCCUCCUCGGAGUCUAUUGUCUGCGGUGCAGACGUGACAGACAGGCUGCGAGCGAGUGCCAUGUGCUGCAUGGCGAGACGUGACAGCCGGAUUGCACUCGUUUGUUCUGCGCUUAUUUACAGCCGAAUUGACCAGCGGAGCGAGGCGAGAAUAACGCAGAAUGUUCCACCCGUCCUCCCUCGACUUGAACUCGUCGUCCACGCGCGGGUUUAGCCACUCUUUGUUGGGAAGUUUGGAAGCGGUGCGGGAGUGGGCCACUUUUCCGUUGAAGUUUGGUCGAAAAGUUGUUCCGAUUUUUCUCCGUUAACAAUGAGUUCGAAAUAUCGCUUGAAUGGGUGUAUAACACUCAGCGCUUGCGGCUUUUCUUUGUUAAAAAGUGUCACGGGGCCACUAGAAGUCGUGUUUUGGCGGGGGGGCUGACCUCAUUGUUGAAGUUUGUUCACCGCGUGUUCUCCACGCACACACAAAAGAACACAAGUUUUAAGUUGCCUAACGUACACGAGCCAAGUGUCAAAUUGUGUUUUAACGUGUUUUCUGGCUACUAUGGGAUUAGGCUUUUGCCUCGGAGAAGCGCGGGAGAAAGGCGUUUGUUAGUUUUGCUGCAAAGCGUAUACAAAGAAAGGCGAGCAGCCCCAGAUUCUUUUGUUUAGUCUGGAGACGCUGAUUUGCAACAGGUCUUCCUCCCUCUCCCCCCCCUCUCUCUCUCCCUCUCUCUCUCUCUCUCUCCCUCUCUCUUCCUCUUCCUCCUCCUCCUCCACUCGCACCACCAACAUCUCCCCAGCCCACGUAAUUACCUCAUCCUGUUGGCUGCUCCACACUUUUCCCACUCGAGUUCGGGCCCCACGGCUGUCCGCGUGGUGAAGCUUUAUGGAGGUUAGCUGUGUGUCGGGCGGACCCCUUCACCUCGCUCUCGUUCCCGUAAAACCUCCGCAUUAAGGUUUGAUGAUGCUGUCCGGAAGCGAAACGGAUGACGACGACGGCGUGGAUGCACCGCUGGACUUGUCAUCCGGCGGCGGCGGCGGCGGGAAAAGGAAGCGCCGCGGCAACCUGCCCAAGGAGUCGGUGCAGAUCCUCCGGGACUGGUUGUACGAGCACCGCUACAACGCGUACCCCUCGGAGCAGGAGAAGGCUCUCCUCUCCAAGCAGACGCAGCUUUCCACACUGCAGGUAUGCAACUGGUUCAUCAACGCACGCCGGCGCCUCCUCCCCGAGAUGUUGCGGAAAGACGGCAAGGACCCCAACCAGUUCACCAUCUCCAGGAAGUGCGGCAAGGCGGGCGACAGUUUCUCUGACAGCUCCCAGUCGCCCAAACACAGUGGUGGUGGCGGCGGCGGCGGCGGCAGCAGCGGCAGCUGCAGCCCGGCCGGAGGACACCACGAUGACGGCGGCUACGACAAACGGGUUCUGCACCCUUCCUGCUUCGAGCCGGGCAUCCUGAGGAAGGUGGUGCCGCCCUCGGCUCCCUCGCCCACCUGUUGGUCGCCCUCGACGGGCGCCGCGCCCACCCGGCCGUCCGUCAUCUGUCACACCACUGUCGCCAGCCCGAGCGGGCCGCACCCGUCGCCGCUGAACUCUGACAAGGGGGCCGAGCGGCUGCAGGCGGCCCAGGCGCUCCUCAGGUGUCUGGAUAGGGGGGCGGGCACCCGCCUCCCCGCCGCCAGCACCGUCCUGGAGGGAAACCUGAGCCCCCGCAGCGGGCUCUUCAACACCCCUCCCCCGACCCCGCCGGACCUCACGCAGGACUUCAGUGGCUUCCAGCUCCUGGUGGACGUGGCCCUGAAGCGGGCCGCCGAGAUGGAGCUGCAGGCCAAACAGUUAGUCUCCUAAAAGGGGGACCACCAAGUUCACAGACUGAGAGCAAGCUCAUGGUUUCUAUCUUUUCUAAACCAAUCAAAAUUGUUUUGUUUUGAAUGACAAAAACAACAACAACACAGUAUCACGGUGCCUUGGCUCAAAGAUGUUUAUCCAUUUCAUAUUUGUAUCCACUUGUAUCUUAUUUGCACCCCGGGGACCAAAACUACAGGACCAAUGCUACCCACCCGUCUUACGUCUUUUCAUCCAAACGCAUUUCAGGUCCUGACGGAUGUCAAUGUCUUAACACUUUGUUUGGUUUGGUUUUGCUCUCGGCCUCAACGUAUUCACUACUGUAGUUCAUGUUACACUAUAGUUUGUCAUUUAGCUGUUUUUACCUCCUUAUUGCCCGCACAAGGGACAUACGUAUUCCAGAUGAAAAAUGUAGCAGCAGGUGAGGCCAGUGGACUGGACGACGACGACGACACUACAUGGUGUUUUUUGUUGUUGUUGUUUUUUUACGAUGGCCAAAAACAAGCAGAAUCAUGUACAAUAGGACCAUGUGUAUAGUUAUUGUGACGACAUGACGCCCCUCUGAUGUGAUUUCUUUCCAUUCUGUGCAAUGUUUGUGGCGAGCAAGAGGUCACACGGGACUUUAAUAAAGUUUUGGAUUUUUUUUUUCUACA
This is a messenger RNA of Syngnathus typhle (broad-nosed pipefish), 2532 nucleotides long. RefSeq names its product TGFB-induced factor homeobox 1 (gene tgif1). The transcript is spliced from 3 exons. The record is from RefSeq and is a predicted model, not a curated record. NCBI's taxonomy places the organism in Eukaryota, Metazoa, Chordata, Actinopteri, Syngnathiformes, Syngnathidae. Bases 998 to 1882 code for a protein of 294 amino acids. Gene Ontology annotation, biological process: regulation of transcription by RNA polymerase II. Gene Ontology annotation, molecular function: RNA polymerase II cis-regulatory region sequence-specific DNA binding; DNA-binding transcription factor activity, RNA polymerase II-specific.